AUGAACUCUGGAGAAGAUGAGGUCGCUGCCCUCGUUAUUGAUAACGGAUCCGGCAUGUGCAAAGCUGGUUUCGCAGGCGAUGACGCUCCAAGGGCCGUGUUCCCCUCCAUUGUUGGCCGUCCCCGCCACCAGGGUGUAAUGGUUGGAAUGGGCCAGAAGGACUCUUAUGUCGGAGAUGAGGCACAGUCCAAGAGAGGAAUCCUGACUCUCAAGUAUCCUAUUGAGCACGGCAUCGUCACCAACUGGGAUGAUAUGGAGAAGAUCUGGCACCACACUUUCUACAAUGAGCUCCGUGUUGCCCCUGAGGAGCAUCCUGUUCUUCUCACUGAGGCUCCUCUGAACCCCAAAGCCAACAGGGAGAAGAUGACACAGAUUAUGUUCGAAACAUUCAACGCUCCUGCCUUCUACGUUGCCAUUCAAGCUGUCUUGUCUCUUUAUGCGUCUGGUCGUACUACCGGUAUUGUGCUCGAUUCUGGUGAUGGUGUUACCCACACUGUUCCCAUUUACGAGGGUUUUGCUCUCCCGCAUGCCAUUCUCCGUUUGGAUCUCGCUGGCCGUGAUUUGACCGACUACCUUAUCAAGAUUCUCAUGGAACGCGGAUAUACUUUCACUACCACUGCCGAACGCGAAAUCGUCCGAGACAUUAAGGAGAAGCUCUGUUAUGUUGCGUUGGAUUUCGAUCAGGAAAUGCAGACGGCAGCGCAGAGCUCUGCUCUGGAGAAGAGCUAUGAGCUUCCCGAUGGCCAGGUUAUCACGAUUGGCAACGAGCGGUUCCGAACGCCCGAGGCCCUGUUCCAGCCCGCCUUCCUCGGUCUCGAAGCUGCUGGCAUCCAUGAGACCACCUACAAUUCCAUCUUCAAGUGUGAUCUGGACAUCCGUAGAGACUUGUAUGGCAAUGUUGUCCUGUCUGGUGGUACCACCAUGUACCCCGGAAUCGCGGACCGCAUGCAAAAGGAACUGACCGCCCUGUCCCCUUCGAGCAUGAAGGUCAAGAUCGUGGCUCCUCCUGAGCGCAAGUACUCAGUCUGGAUUGGUGGCUCUAUCCUGGCCUCGCUGAGCACCUUCCAAAAUCUGUGGGUCUCCAAACAGGAAUACGAUGAGUCUGGACCUGGUAUUGUGCAUCGCAAGUGCUUCUGA
Dacryopinax primogenitus is the source of this 1137-nucleotide messenger RNA. Its product is annotated as actin 1. Lineage: Eukaryota; Fungi; Basidiomycota; Dacrymycetes; Dacrymycetales; Dacrymycetaceae. Bases 1 to 1137 code for a protein of 378 amino acids. The transcript is spliced from 10 exons. The record is from RefSeq and is a predicted model, not a curated record.